AUGGCUGGGGUCUCCUGCCAGGUUGUGGUGUAUUACGCCACCCUGGAUGCUUCAGGAGGCCAGCGACGGGUCAGGGCUGGGGCGGCAGCGGCCCUGAAAUCAGCGGGCACAGGGCGGGAACAUAAAUAUUCUCUUGUGGUGUCCGGAGAGAGUGACGCGGGCCCGAAGCCCCCCCUGAAGAGGCCGCCGAGGGCGGGCCAGCGCCGAAGUGCCAAGCGGGACCGUAAGGCCAUAAACCUGCGGGUGAAGCUGGAGGUACUGCGGCGCUUCGAAGCCGGAGAGAAGCUCAGACGAAUCGGGAGGGCACUAGGGCUCUCCACCUCCACUGUGGCCACCAUUCGUGACAACAAGGACAAGAUCCGAGCGAGUUCCCAGGCGGCCACCCCGCACGCGGCCUCUAAGCUGACGCGCAGCCGCAGCCUGGUGAUGGAGAACAUGGAGCGGCUGCUGAGCGUGUGGAUCGAGGACCAGAACCGGCGUGACGUGCCGGUCAGCGUGGUGCUCGUCCAGGAGAAGGCCCGCAGCCUGUUUGAGGAGCUCAAGCGGGCGCAGGGUGAGGGCGCCGAGGCUGAGACGUUCGGCGCCAGCCGCGGCUGGUUCGCGCGCUUCAAGGCGCGGCACGGGCUGCGCAGCCUCGGGGCCGGAGGCGAGGCGGCGCGCGCAGACGCAGAGGCUGCGCGCAGGUAUCCGGCGCUGCUGCGGAGGGUGAUCCAGGAGGGCGGCUACACGGCCCGGCAGGUGUUCAACGUGGACGAGACCCGGCUCUUCUGGAGGCGGCUGCCGGGCAGGACGGUCCCUUCCACGGCGGAGAAGCCAGGCCCCGGGUUCACAGCCGCCCAAGAUCUCCUGACCCUGCUGCUCGGCAGCAACGCCGCCGGGGACUUCAAGCUGAAGCCGCUGCUGGUGUACCCCUCAGAGAACCCGCGCGCCCUCCGGGGCUUCUCCAAGCCCAACCUGCCCGUGCUGUGGCGCUCGCACAGGAAGGCCUGGGUCACCGUGAGCCUCUUCCAGGAGUGGUUCGUGCACUUCUUCUGCCCCGCCGUGGAGAGGUACUGCGUCCGGCACGGGCUCCCGUAUAAAGCUCUGCUCGUCCUGGACAGCACUCCGGGCCGCCCUGGGAACCUGGACGACCUCUCCGACCACGUGCGCGUGGAGUACCUGCCCAAGGACACCACGGCCCUCAUCCAGCCCAUGACCCAGGACGUGGUCGCCACGUUCAAGGCCUGCUACCUGCGGAGGGUCUUCCGCCUCUUGGCGGCGAGGGCGGGAGGCGCCGGCGAGCCGUCAGCGGCCCCGGACUUCUGGCGGGACUACAGCAUCCUGGACGCUGUGCACAACAUCUCCGAGUCCUGGGAGGAGGUUCCGCCCGCGACGUUGAACCGGGGUUGGGGGAAGCUGUGGCCCGAGUGCCUCCAGCACGACGCCAGCCCCCGACCCGGGGAGGCCCUCCCGCAGAUCCGGCGGGACGUCGUGGCGCUGGCGCACGGCUUGGGUUUCGGGGAGGUGGCAGAGGCGGAUGUGGCUGAGCUGCUGCAGAGCCAGGGCGCAGACCUGUCCAACGAGGAGCUGGUGGGGCUGGAGCAGGAGCGGGCAGCCGGGGAGGAGGGUGAGGACAGCUCGACGGCCUCCCGCCAGCUCACGGCCAGGCACCUGGCCAAGGCCCUGGCACAUUUCGAUGCUGGCCUGCAGGUCGUCGGGGACAACGACCCCAACCUGGAGCGCAGCCUCCGCGUCUGCCGGGGCGUGAACAACGUGAUCAGCUGCUAUCGGGAGCUCUUCAAGGAGAAGAGAGGCCCCAGAUAG
Molecule: messenger RNA, 1803 nt
Organism: Physeter macrocephalus (sperm whale)
Lineage: Eukaryota; Metazoa; Chordata; Mammalia; Artiodactyla; Physeteridae
Product: tigger transposable element-derived protein 1-like
Exons: 3
Coding region: 1-1803 (600 amino acids)
Cellular component (GO): nucleus
Molecular function (GO): DNA binding
Source: RefSeq, a predicted model, not a curated record